UGACACUGGUCGCCUUGUGGUCAAAGUCGUCGACGCGACUGGGCCAUCAUGCGGCGGGCCGCCAUCCUAGUGGCAUUCCUGGCGACAGGAGCGCUCUCAGUGCCUACGGGAGAGCGGAAAGAUGUUACGACAUGCGCGCGGGUGUGUGAGGACCCGACCGGAGCCGGCGGGCCGUUCCAGCCCGGCAGCACGCACGUUUUCGACUACACCUCUGAUGUGGUGACCACCCUGGCCGGAGCCACCGACGAGGAAUCACGACUGCACGUCACGGCCACGGCAGAGGUCACGGCCAGCACGGCCUGCGAUCUCACCCUGCAGCUGAGAGACGUCAGUCUGCAGGACUCGGACCCCAAGAACGCCAACAACAGGCAGGAUGUGGACAACAUGGCCCUGUUCAAGCAGGAGCUGGAGCGCAGGCCGCUUCACUUCAGCUACCAGAACGGCGCCAUCCGGCACCUGUGCUCCGACCCUGCCGAGCCCGUCUGGGUGGUCAACUUCAAGCGGGGCGUGCUCUCCACUCUGGUCACCGUCGACUCCAUGACGGGGACGGAGGAGACGGUCCGGCAGGAGGAGGACGUCAGCGGACGCUGCUCGGCCCGGUACUCGGUCUCCGAACACGGCGAGUCGCUGCUGAUCACCAAGCGGAAGGACCUGCUGACCUGCUCGGGACGCGGCCACCUGGUCUCCUCCCUGCAGAGCACCCCCUACUCGUCCGGAGCCGACGUCCAGUCGCUGCCGCUCCUCAAGAGCACGCUGCAGUGUGACCAGAAGGUGCACCAGGGACGCCUGGUGUCGUCCGUCUGCCACGAGAGCCACAUGUUCAAGCCCUUCUCUCACGGAGAGAACGGCGCCGUCACGCGCACCACGGUGACGCUCUCAGAGCGCACGAUCCGCAGCGCCGGCAAGUGGUGGUGGCAGAGCUCCGACGCCGAGAUGCCGACCACGAGGACCUCUCUGAUGUUCGACCACACGGACGCCGAGCUGACCCAGCACGAUCGUGUCCCGGCGGCGGUCGAGCUGCUCAACCAGCUGCAGGAGAAGACCGCCGACAACGUCCGUCCCGACGUGCCACGUCUCUUCACACGUCUCGUGCACAUGCUGCGCCACUUCACCGAGGACGGUCUGCGCCAGGUUGACGCCCAACUGGAGUCGGGCAGCGCCGCCAAGCGCUACUUCGUUGACGCCCUGCCGCUGGCCGGCUCGGCGCCGGCACUGGCUCUGAUGAAGGACAUGAUCCUGGCUGGCCUCGUCAACGAGGAGACCACCGACCGCUGGAUGACCUCCCUGGCGUUCGUCCAUGAGCCGAGCGUCGAGAUGGUGGCCGCCGUGGCGCCGCUGCUGGAGGCUCGCGAUGUGCGCCGCCAGACGCUGCUUGGCGUGUCUUCGCUGGUGCACCACUACUGCAAGACCAACGUCGACUGUAUCGAUGAGGCGGCUGUACGCUCGGUGGUCGCUCAGCUGGAGCGCACUCUCGGCUCCGGCUGCCGCGCCGUCUCCGAGGACGAGGAGAUGAAGAUGCUGACGGCCCUGAAGGCGCUCGGAAACGCUGGACGUCUCGUUGACGGAUCCGCCAAGCUGCGCGCUUGCUUCCAGGACGAAGAGAACUCGAUGGAUGUGCGUCUGGCGGCGAUCCGCGCCUUCCGCCGGAUGCCGUGCAGCGUCGUCACCGAGAGUGGCCUGAUGAAGACGUUCGCCAACCCGGGUGAGGACACCGAGGUGCGCGUCGCCGCCUAUCUGGCGGUGAUGCAGUGCCCGUCGUACGACAUCGUCGACAAGGUGCAGGAGGUCCUCUCUGCGGAAACGGUCAACCAGGUCAGCAGCUUUGUGUGGAGCCAUCUCACCAACAUGCAGGAGACCAGUGACCCGAACAAGAGUUACAUGAAGUCGCUGCUCUACAACAUCAAGCUGGCGGACAAGUUCAACACCGACAUGCGCAAGUUCUCUCGCUACUUUGAGAAGACGAUGUUCUCCGAGUCGAUGAACGCCGGUGCGACGGUGGACGCCAACGUCGUCUUCGCCGCUGACUCCUACAUUCCCAGGUCUGGCAUGUUCAACCUCACCGUUGAUCUUUUCGGAGAGGCUUUCAACCUGCUGGAGGUCGGAGGUCGCGUGGAGGGACUCCAAGACCUUUCCGAGAGCCUGUUCGGCGACAACGGUAUCUACCCGCAGGAGACCAUCAGCCAGCUCAUGAAGACGAUGCAAGGCCGACAGGACAACACACGGUCUGCUAGGCGCAUCCAGACGUCCCAGGCUUCGGCCUACAUGAAGAUAUUCGGCAACGAGCUGCAUUUCGGCAAGUAUGACUCUCUGAACGAGCUGGUCGCUUCAAUGGGCGCCAAGAACCCUCUGGACUUCCUCCAGAAGCUGGCCAAGGACAUGGACUGGACUGAGAACUACCAGUUCUUGGAUUCCUCCUACACCGUCCCGACUAUCGCCGGUUUCCCUUUCACUCUGAAGGCCACCGGCACUGCCACUCUCUCGCUGAAGACCGGCGGUAGCUUUGACGUCCAGAGCUGGAGGCAGGUGAACAUCAACGGUCACAUCAAGCCAUCGGCAGCCGUGGAAAUCAUGAGCGAGAUGACCGUCAACGCUCACAUCGCCCACACUGGACUCAAGAUGAACACCAACCUGCACACUUCCACCAUCCUCGACGGCCACGCCGUUGUGAACGGAGGUGAGCUGGUGUCCGUGCGCAUCAACAUGCCGCGCGACAAGGUUGAGGUCCUUGACGUCAGCACCCGGUUCCACAGCGUGUUCCGCAAUAAGGCCCGGAAACUGGAGAUGUACACCGACAACCGCUACGAGCUGAAGUCGUGCUCUGACAAGUACAUCAGCACCGAGCUUCUUGGUGUCAACUUCUGCGCUGACGUCAGCUACUCUCGUGGCACGAACUCUCUGCCCAGCUGCCUGUUCUCCGGCCCGCUUACCGCGCGCUUCACUGUGGAGAAGACCGACACCAUCAAGGCCUUUGAGUUCGAGUACCAGCACUCCAACGAGCAGGGUCUUCGCAAGUCCACCUUUGUCAUCGACACGGUCGGCUCAGCCGUUGACCGUCGCAUCAGUGUCGACUACCUCAUCAACUUUGACAGCAGCGAGUUCAAGGCUGGCUUCCACACUCCCAUCAAGUCGAUGGACGUGUCCGGAGCGCUGGACCUGGCCGGCCGCACGAAGCGUGUCGACCUCUCGCUGAAGAUGGACGACCGCGAGCUGUUCGGCGUGACCAGCAGCCUGGCCGUCGAUGACACCGCCGUCUCUGUUCGCUACACGCCGUCUCUGAGCAUCCGCAGCUCCGGCGACGAGCUGGCCAACUUCCAGGGCAACCUGAUUGCUAACAAGAACAAGCACAAGUACUCGGUGGACCUCACCAUCACCAAGGUCUUCCAGUCACCUCUAGUCUUCAAGGGUGGUUUGAAUGAGGCUGAUGGUACGUACACGGUGACCACCUCCAUGGAGUCGUUCCUCCUGGACGGCAACAUGAAGGGAACGUUCCGUGUCGCCGGAGACAACCUGCUCAUCCAGACCAACACCGAGUACAGCUUCGCUAACGGACAGCCGCAGACGAUCGCCGUCAACGCCAAGCUGAGCCAGAGCGAGCAGGACGACGAGAAGGCGUACCGGCUCUUUGUGGAUACCAAGUUCUCGGGUAUGCCGAUGCUCGACUGCCAGUUGCGCGCGGAGCGCCGGGUCAGGUCUGACAGCUGCCAGUCCAGUGUCACCCUGAUCCGCGGCGAGCGCACCUACGAACUGUCCUCCGGCCUCGAGUUCAGCCGCGGCAAGGUUGGCGCCAACGUCGGCUUCGCCGCGCAACACUGGGACAUCGACUUCAAGCUCGGAGGCAACGCCGAUUUCAGCGAGUACAACAAGGUUAUGGUGACUGGCGAAGCUCAGCUGAACCAGGACUAUUUUGCCAAGACAAAGGUGGGCCUGAACUACAAGAGUGAGGAGUCGGGCUUCCACUACGGCGUGAAUGCGGAGCUGGCGCUCCCGAGGUCCACCUACAUCGUCAACACAGGCGUUCGGCAAGAGGAGAAUAGCGGACACCUCAGGGUUGUGGCUCGUCACGAGACCAACGAGGAGGUCAGCGAGGUGGCGCUGGUGGGCGCGCUGUCGCUGGACGCUGAGGAACUCGGAGGCGAGCUCACGCUCAGCAUGCCGCACUUCCCGCGCUACGAGCUGUCGGCGCGCCUGGUGCCCGGCACGGGUGGCCUGUACCUGGCUCGCGCCGUGGCGCAGGCCGGACCUCGCGUCUACACUCUGGGUGCCGAGCUGAAGACCGCCCAGCGGCCGUACGAGCUGGACCUGCUGUUCGAGCGGCCCGGCGACCGGCGCAUGUCGGCGCGUGUCACCGCCCUGGUCACCGGCGAUCGGCCCGAGGUGACUGUCGACCUCCGCUUCGGACGCCGCAUCACGGCCGUUCUCGCGGGUAACCUCUACCCGAGUGAGAACACGGCCAACCUGGAGAUCUUCUGGAACAAGGACGUGGACGACACAGAGCGCGCCAGCGUGGAGGUGCUGCUGCGCGAGACGGACGUCUCGGCCAGCCUCAAGUACCCCGGACGGCAGAUCAAGCUGAUCGGCGCCCUGCACGUCGACACCUGGACCGCUGAGCUGAGCUACGCUCCGGGCAAAGUCAUUCGUGCUGAGGGCAACGUGCCGCAAGACGACAGCUUCGUCCGAGUCAACGUCAAUACGCCGCUCGAGGGCUUCACCACCCUGUCGCUGACCUACACCAAGAAACCGAACCAGGACUACAGCUCUAACCCGCUGGACUUCGAGAUCGUCGGGCGCCUGGAGGAGCAGGAGGCUCGCCUGGUCGGUCAUCUCCUGCUGCACUCGGCCAUCGAGACAAGGCUGGAGCUCUUCACUCCGGUCCCCGGCUGGGAGAAGAGCCAGCUGAGCUUCCGCUACCUUCUGGACUACAACAGAUUCGACGGUCGCGUUCUCCUCGCCAAAAACGACGACGAAGUCGCCCUCGGCGGAUCGUUUGAGAUGCGCCAAGAUCUUCUGCUAUCAAAGAUUCACGCCGCCUUGGACCUGGCCCUGCCAAUCGACGCGUUCCGUAAAGGAAAGGUCGGCUUCGACCUGAAGUUCGGCGAUGCUCACCUGGAUGGCGGCGUGCUGGUGCAGUGGAAAGAUACCCGAGAGCACGAGCUCUCUGUGUCGCUCACCAGCCAGCACUCUUUCGACCACGAGGCCCACAUGGACAGCGUCCUCACAAUCCACACACCGUUCGAGGGCUUUGAAGUCAUGAGCUCUCAUCUCAAGUUCAGCAGCAGAGCUGGCCACUUCCAUGCACUGAUGAACAUGAUCCAUGCCGAUGUCAAGAUGAUCAACUUUGAAGUACUUUCGACCAAGGGCUUCCCAACAGACAACGUAAAGUUUGUAUUCAACUGUGCCUUCUGCCCCCUCGAAAUUCUUUAUGAAGGUAACUUCGGUCUAGAAACGUCGCACACUGGCUCCGUGUCAACGCACUGGUAUGGUAAAGAACUGUCUUUCUCUUUCAAGCAGGACCAAACUAUGCCGCGUGAAGGCUCAGCGCGAUCGGAUGUCGCCGCUUCUCUAGUUCUGCCCAUUGAUCCCAGCAGGUACGCGAUGAAGAUCACACGCGAGGUGGAUAUCAGCGCACAUGAAGUUUCUGAGCAGUCGGAAUUCAGCUGGGGAAGCAAGAAGAUCGCCAAUGAAAUGACCGUGAAGUGGGAUGCGAAGAUGAACGACGAAGAUUCACUUGAAUCACUGUCAUUCACAGGAACUGGAAAGCUGACCACACCAUUCCAGGGCUGGGAGUCUGUCGAAAUUUCACAUACUAGCAAGGUGACCAAACUUAACACUCGACCAAGUUACAGUGGAUACACAAAAUAUGUUAACAACGAAGGGAAAACAGUGGAGAUUACCGACCGCAUGGAGUUCGAAGAUUCACUUAACUGGCUUCUACAGAGGGAUAUUACGAGCGAGAGCAGGUGGGUUUCAUCGGCUACUCAUUCCAUCCGCAUGAGUGGUGAGCCCAGCAGCGUUCAGCUAACGGUGAACAGUCAGAUGGCCGAUGAGACAGCCCAACUGCAAUACUCCCACCAGCUGCGCGACAUCCAGUUCUCCGCUUCAGUGAGUGGGAACUGGUUCGGCUGCCCGACGCGUGGUCUGAAGGUGGCUGUUCGCAACGCUGCGGAGGCUGUCUACCCGUCACUGGACAUCACUUACGACGAAGGCAAGACUAUCCGCAUGUAUGGAAGCAUCUCCAAGUCUCUGGAGAAGGGACAGUCUAGUGUCACCCUGGAGGCGCCGUUCACUGAUAGAGCUGUCCUUUCCAUCGAGCACGAUUGUGACUACAACACCAAAAAAUUCACAGUCGACUACCUGCACGGCGACAAACGCUAUGUCUUUGAUGUGGAUGCGUCGACUAAGCGAUAUCUGACCUCUGACGCCAAAUUGGCCAUCAAGUUCAGUUCCCCACCCACAUGUAUGGGAGAAGGGUCAAUCGUCUUCAAAUACGACAUGGAGGACGAGCUGAAACUCAAAGGCAUGGUGACCUUCAACGAUUGGAAGAUGUCUACGAAGAGCAAACUGGGCAUGAUGAAGGGCCAUUUCACCGUGAACACACCGUACACCGGAUACACGCUGCUUUCAGCCAGCUACCUGUUCAAGGGAGACGAGGGUGAGAUUCGCCUGAAGAAGGAGGAUGCUCAGAUUCUUGCGGUCCUCAGUCGAGCUUUCAGCGGCAGCGAGUCCACAUACAUCAUGCGCGUCAAUACUCCAUGCGCCGGGUACGAAUCGAUGACGCUGUCUAUCAACAAGCCCAUGAAUGAGAACAGGUUUAAUGCCGAAUACCAGCGCGGCCGCCUUGCCUCUAUUUCCAUCACCACCGAAUACGAGAUAUCAGCUCCUGUCUUCUCAAUUUCGGCGGAAGCGCAGUCAACGAUCGAGGGAUUCUCAACAUCGGGACUUUACAUUAGUUACAACAUGUUUGAUCAGGAGGCAAGGUUCGUGCUCAGCAAAGAAAACAAGAAAAUUGACACCAAGGUCGUUGUGGGACUCAGUGCUCUCUAUUCGGAGCUCUCGGUCGAGUAUUCCAACACUCUCCUCGAUUUCGGCCUUCCGCAGCAGCUGACUGUUACCGGUAUGUACAACGUUCGUGAUGUGAAGAAGUCCAUGGAACUUGCUGUCAUCAAGGGAGAAGAAAGAUUCGUGUUUAAUGCUGAGGCUCAGCUUGAGGAUGAGCUCAAUCUCUUCACCGUCACCAUCAAUACACCAAUUGAUGGGUAUGAAUCUGCGAAGCUGGAAGCCCGUCUCCAUUUGACCGAUUCGAAGAUCCUGGCAAAGCUAGAGCUGUCCAAAAAUGAGGACAUCCUUAAAGCUGUUUUCCACGCCAAGCGUGACGAGGACACCGUGGGUGCAUCUGUUGCGCUGCAUACUCCUUGGGAAGCGUACCGUCUUACAACUCUGUCUGCUGAAUACGGGAUGGGAAGCCUUGGAGGCUACGUCAAGCUGGUCGCGGAGCGCAACUCGGACAGCUACGAGAUAAAGGGAACAAUGGAAGAAAAGGACGAAACCGUGCUGCUGGUCCUCACCACUCCGUUCACAGGUUUUGAAAGAAUCAGCACGGAAGGAAGCUUUAGUAAGAAGGACAGCGGCGUGCAUGCUCUUCUUGUUCUAUCGCGCAACCAAGACGAAAUUCGCCUCGCUCUUAAAACAGAAGUGUCCUGGACAAAGUCUAAGGUUUCGUUGGACAUCACAACACCAUUCCCCGGAGCACGUUUCUUGGGAGCGACAGCUAUGUAUGACAUCCAGAGUGAGCAGAAGACCGCUAACGUGCUUGUUGCUGUGAAUGAAAUGCAUUAUGGGGUGAACUUGUUUGCCUACAUGAAGCGAGGGGCUGCCACCGGGCUUGUUGAGCUGAAUACUCCCGUUGAGGACUGGGAAAACGUGAAAUAUCAGGUCACUUAUGACAUCAACAACGAUGAGAAGGUAAUUGAAAUCAGUUACGAGAAGAAUGGAGUGAAGCAGGUCAUCGCCGGCAGGGGUUCUUACGAUGGAGAGAACGCCUACAUCGACGUCAUCACGCCCCUGAACGGCUAUGAAAACAUGGGAAUCAAUGGCCGCUAUGUGAACCGAAGAGGCAAACGUGAGGCUGGUUACGACGCCCAUGUGAACGACCAUCGGCACCGCCUGUAUGUCCUGUACGAGAGAAAGGGACUAGAAAGUGCUACGCUGAAAGUUGAAACGCCCAUUGAAGGUAUGCAUAGUAUCAGCGUGGACGCAAGAUCGCAGGAGUUCCCCGAUGGCAUGGGCUACUACAUCAACACUAACCGAGAUGGCAAGCGUAAUACAAUCGAGAUCCGCACUGUCAAAGACGAUGACAGCAUUGGUGCCGACAUUAGCAUCCAGUCGUACAUCGAAGGCCUUGAGAACGUCCGCCUGUCCGGAAACAUCGUCACCAGGGGUCGGAGGAGGUCGUUUAGCUUCAAGUCGGUCAGGGGAGAAAGUCAGGCGGAGAUCUCUGGUCAAAUCGUUAUGAAGCGAAGAUCUGGAAAGGGAAAAUUCAAAGUUAACCUGCCGAUGAUCGAAGAAUGGGGUGACAUUGACGCAUCGUUUGAAUACGAUCUUGGGCGAACAAAGACCUUCCAGCUGACGUCAACACGAGGUGGGGUCACCAGGGAGUACUCCGGUUCUUUGCAAUAUUCUGACACAAGCUUUGCAGUCACUCUGAACACACCAUUCGAUGGCUUCGAAACACUGUCCGCGGAGGCUAGCCGAACAGAAGGUCCUGAUGGGACCAUUACUGCGGAUAUCAAACUGACAAGGGGCGACAGAAAGGUAAAGAUCGACUACAACUAUAACUUGUCGGGAAGUGACGGUUCUGGUUACGUGAAAAUCACCACACCAUACGACGACUUCAGAACGAUAAAAACAUCACUGUCGUACAACAUUGGAGCUUCUUCUCGCACGUUUGAGUUCAUGGCACAACGGGACGCAAGGAAAUGGCAUCUCAAGACCUCUCGAAGCUGGGCAGACGGAGAAGAUCACGCAAGUCUUGAGCUGCACACUCCUAUCGAGGAGAUCAGUGAGGUCAAAAUUGAGCGCAACUUCAACCUGCAAAACCUGAAAGCAAUGACAUACAACGCUGCAUACGAGAGGAACGGCAGGAAGUUCUCUCUUUCUGGAACCGGAUCCAUCAAACGCAAAGGCAAGGAGGCAAGCUUUGACGUUUCCGUCAGUACUCCUCUGGAGAUCGGCAGCCUGGGCGCUACCAUCGCCUACGACUUUGCAAGCAAGCCUAGGACCAUCAAUGGCAAGGUUACUGCUGGCAACAGGUAUGCCAGUCUGACUGCCUCGCUUGCAGCUGAUGGUGGAUCAGUCAGUCUCGUCACAACGAACGAAAUGCUGCCUAAGGCCGACUUCGUGUACACCGCUGACGUGUCAGCGUCCAAGCGAAGUGUUCAAGCUUCUUUGACCCUGUAUGAUGGACGAAAACUAGAACUGGACUACCUGGCGGACUAUAGCCGGAAGAACAAGGCCAAUGGUCACAUCUACGUUCAAUCGACCACGUUUGGAGACAGAAAGCUAAUUUGGGACUACGCUACUCCAAAGGAUGACUUCGCUGCCAACCUGAAGUACACUUCACCUAAUGGUAAUUUGGACUGGUCUGUGACAGUGGACGGAAAGAGGUACGUCCAGAGGAAAAUUGUAGUCAAAAGCUCCAUUGAAUCGGAAAUCUACACCAGCUCUUGGAUGGCCACUAUCCACUACAACACAAAGAACGGCUUCACCACCAAAAACAAACUAGUUUACAAUGGGAAGACAUACAGUCUCAAUUUUGAUGCCAAGGAAGUCAACGGAAAACGCGAAGUUUCUCUCAGUUACUCUGGUCAACUCCUGAAAGGACUUCAGAUUGAAGGAACAUGGACAUUGCCAUCCAACCCAGCUCCAAAGAAAGAGUUCGAUAUCAGUUACAAGCGCGGACCAAAAGAAGGAUCACUCAAAGGCUCUUUCCAAGUUAGUCCAGGAGGCAAAUCUGGAUCGGUUGACAUCAAAAUUACGACACCCUUUAAAGUAGUGAAAAGUCUUGACGUAGACGGAAGCUGGGACUUCAUCCUUCCCAACCGUAUCCUCAAUAUCAACUACAACAGGAACGGCGGCAAGACCUAUUCCUUGGACUUCGUCGCAUCUCGACAGGAAGAGGAAGGAAAGCCUUACGGACAGUAUAGGCUGAGUGUGACGACACCACCGCUCGAAAUGAGGCCAAACGUCUUUGUAAGCGAACACAGCAUCGAGGUCACUUUCGAUAUGCGCUACGGCACAAUGUUCAAGUGGGUAGUGACUAGUCCCAUCGAAGAAGAGCUGCUGAUAGACGUCAAACAAUCGGGCAAUGUCAGAACCGUCAAGGCCCACUACCGUUACAACGACGAAAUCGGAUUGACCCCAUACAUGCCACCUUACGUUAACAUUGACUUCAAUUCGAAGCGCACAAACAGAAGGGCUGGUCCCAAAAUCGACAUGACCCUGAACACAAACUUUGAGGGCUUUGAAGACAUUGAAGUCAAUAUUGAUGUCUCUAGAGGGCGGCCCAAAAGUACAGUGAAGGUCAACUACCGGCGCGGCACCAGAACCGCCGACAUGACCGCGGAAUUCGAGAUGAAUCAAGCGGGCGGAGGCAUUCGAUUCGAUAUCAAGACACCAAUUGAAGGGUUUGAACAAGUCAGUAUUAGCGGAAGUUACGCCAAGGAGCCUAACUACGCCUUGAACCUGGACUAUUCACGAGGUGAGAAGUACGUCAAGGUCACAUCGUCGUUGCAGUAUAACGCCGAGCGGUCGUACGGCCAACUGCAGUCGGGAAGCGUCGACGCCAGGUUCAAGCUGGAUUCGUUCAUUACGAUGCCCAUCGACCUGUUGGUCACCCUGGACGGCUCGAUGGAGGCUCAACCUCGCCGAUCUGGUCAGUUCAAGCUAGUGGCCACUCUGAACGGUGACACGUACUCUGUCGACCACCAGGUGAGCCGUGCCGAGGCCGGUCGUCGCACCGCCCGCAUGGUCAUCCUCACGCCGUUCAAGGGUCCCUUCAAGAAGAUCGUCUACAACGCUGACGUAUCGACGGCCGCCAACAAAGCAACGAUCUCGCUGGAGUACGGCAGGAAGAGGAUCGACCUGGACGUUUCCUGGUUCGCCGGCGAGGGCCGCCAGUACGGUGCAGAGAUUCGCCUGAACACGCCUUACAAACCAGUCCAGGCUGUGGAGCUUGACGCCAAGGCCACGCUGCAGCCACGCGGUGACGUCGUAGACGUGCUGGUGCACUACCGUCGGGGACAGAAGAUGGUUCAUGUCACAGGCACCGUCCAGCCCUUCGCCGUUGACCUUCACUUCGAAACACCGACCUUUGGCAACUUUGGAGUCAAGGGUGGCUACACUCCGCUUGACAGUGCCCUCAAGGUCGAGGCUAUCGUUUCCCUCGCCUCUGGUAGGGACAUCGGCGGCAGCGUUACCGUCAAACCAGGCUUCAGGGCCAAAGACAUGCAGCUGACGAUCGACAUCCGAACGCCUGUCGAGGGCUUCGAGCGUCUCGGCUUCGACAUCGCCUACACCAAUAUCGACAACAGCAACAUCAUGCGAGUGGCCUUCGAGUCCCCCAUGACAAAACGCGUGGAGCUGUCGUUUGAGCUGACCAACCUGACGGAUGACUACAGCACCGACUUCAGAGCCGGCGUCACCACAAACUACCUGGGCAACGCCUUCACGUUCAAGACCACCAUCCUGAGGGACAGACACGGCAUGAAGUACGAGCUGGAGAUCGAGUCUCCGUUCCACAUCCUGCCAUCCUUCAAAAUCACGGGACGGCGCUGAUCGCUGCGCCCGGAGAGUCCCGGCGCUCGGCACUAGCGGCAUUCGAUUCCGCUGCUUUCUUAUCACCCUUAGUGCCGGUUUGUGAGUGUUGUGUAAAUAUCAUUGUGCGUUAUGUGCGAGAAUCGCCGUACCAUGUUAUAGUCAAUGUGUCGAUGGGUGGUGAGAAAAUACAUGAUGUAAAUCCGGACAUGCAUACAGCACAGACAAAUUAAUGUGAGUUCAAACUUGAUGCGUGGAUUGCGGCAAAUAAAUUGAGUGUGUGAA
This is a messenger RNA of Amphibalanus amphitrite, 12093 nucleotides long. RefSeq lists its product as uncharacterized. NCBI's taxonomy places the organism in Eukaryota, Metazoa, Arthropoda, Thecostraca, Balanomorpha, Balanidae. Gene Ontology annotation, molecular function: lipid carrier activity. The record is from RefSeq and is a predicted model, not a curated record. The transcript has 14 exons. Bases 49 to 11829 code for a protein of 3926 amino acids. Gene Ontology annotation, biological process: lipid transport.